AAAAUAACGCGAAGAUUCAUAAUGAAUUGAGUCUUCUUCAUUUAAGCUUGACAGCAGAGUAAACAGAAAAAUAUUAUAAAAAUUAAACAAAAUUUAAAAGUAAAUUUAAUAAAAUAUAUAAAUUAAAAAUUAAACAAAUUUGUUUUUAAAAGCGGUUUAUUGCAAUAUUUGUAGUGAAGUGAAAACAAUUUAAUCGUGACUAAAUAGAGGUGAUUGUUAACAAAACAAUUUUGAAGUUUGAUUUUAAAGCGAAAUUAUCGAAGUGCAACCAACAACUUUAAACGAUAAAGAAAACAAUAAUAAAAUCUAGAAAUAAUCACGCAUUACAAAAUUUUAAUAAUUAAACAAAGUUUAUUUAACUAACGGAAACUAUUUAAUUUUAAUUAAAAGAUUAAACUACAAUAACUAAAACAAAAAAUCUUGAUACAAAUCUUUUAUUUUUUCAUAAGAAAGAAACAAUUAAAAUUGUUUAUAUAUUUUUAUCUUUAUAUAUUUUUGAAGAAAAAACAAAAAACACAAAAAAGAAAGUUAAUUGUUGUUCGAAAUAUCAACAAAAAGCAUCUUUUAUUUGUACGUAAAAAAAUACCAACAACAACAACAUCAAAAUAAUAAAAAAUUUAAAAAAUAAACAAAACUCAAGAAAAAAAGUUUAAGUUUAACACUAUGGCUCGUCUUCUGCAAUUUAAUGUAGCGAAAGUUUUACUGGCAUUUGGUUUGUUUCUAAGUAUCCACUCCAAUCUGCAGUCUACGAACGCCUCUUCCAUACCAAUUUGGGAAUUUUUAACACGUAAUGAAAAGAUGUCUUAUUUGUACUCUACCUUUGCCCAAUUAGUGAGUGUACAUUGUAAGGCAACCACGGCCAGCUCUAACAUACCAGUUAAUCAAUGUAAACGUGAUCUAUUGAGUUAUGGUUAUGAAAAAUUACAGACCUUUAACGAUGCCCAGUUGGAUGCCUUUGAUCCCUAUCAAAGGGGUGCAAGUCAAUUAAUCUGGACCUCCAUCAUGAGAGAUCAUCCCAGUUCGACUUUGGUAACAACACGCAAACCCUUACCCACUCCCCCAGCCACCUCUAUAGUCAUCAUGACACACCAGCAACCUCAUACCAGUAACACCAAAACGAAAUUUGUCGAUAGCACAACAUCGGCAAAUCAUUAUCCCAAAAAUCCCAUGUUUGAAAGCAGUGAACAUAAACAUCAAUAUGCCAUGGAUAUGGAUAUAGCCUAUGGUCAACCCAGUAUGGCCCAUAAUCCCCAGAUAGAUGUUUUCGAUGUCAAUGCCCAUAAAACCUAUUUGACUGGACCCUCGGUGGUGCGUGUUAAGCCUGAUGGUUCACCUGUCGAAGAAGAUCAACAUAGAGCACCCGCUAAAGAUGAUGAUUUGGAGGCGUAUACCAGUGCUGUGACUUAUGGUCGUAAUGAAGAUAUUAAAGUCAAUACAAAUGCCAAUCAACAGCAGAAGCAUCGUAAAAUUGCCACCAUUAAUGCUUUGAAACAACAAUAUUUGGCCAAUUUAGCCAGACAACAGCAGGAAUUGCUGCCACCAUACGAGGAUGCCAGACGUCGUCGUCGCCGUCAUCAGCCCAUAGUCUAUCAUUAUGGCGGUAUUCGUGUGUAAUUGUUUAAAUUUGAAUUUUCUCUAAACAGAUUUAACUAAAAAUUUAGUUAAAUUUUUUAAAUUCUUUCAAUUGUGAAUUUUGAAUUGAAAAACUGUUUUCUACUCUUUUUAGCUUUAUUAAAAAAGUUGUUGUAAGUUUUAGUUUUUUAAAUUAUUUUUUGUAUGUUUGCUUGUGUGUGUAUUAAUUUUUUAAGAUUGUAUGCGUUUUUGUUUGGCUGUGCUUGUGAUUUUGUCUGUGUACGAUAUUUAAUUUAAAAAUUUUAUUUUAUUUUGUAUUUUAUUUAACUUAUAAUUUAUAUUCAUAUUUUCUGUUUUAUUUUUUUUUGCAAUCUCAUGGAUUUAUUUACAUACAUUUUUUUUAUUUCUUUUCUAUUUAAUUAUUUUUUUUAUAUAAAAAAACAUUUUUGCAUAUUAUAAAAAAACUUAUUUAAUUAUUAUUAAAUUUUAUUUAUUGUGUGCUUUAAUUUAAGUUAUUAUUAUUAUUAUUGUAUUUACAAUGAAAUACGUUUAUUUUAGUUAAGUUUUGUAAAGAUUUUUUACGAAUGAAAUAAAU
Lucilia sericata (common green bottle fly) is the source of this 2167-nucleotide messenger RNA. It is a transcript of the gene Reg-5, whose product is annotated as rhythmically expressed gene 5 protein. Bases 664 to 1614 code for a protein of 316 amino acids. The record is from RefSeq and is a predicted model, not a curated record. The transcript is spliced from 3 exons. Lineage: Eukaryota; Metazoa; Arthropoda; Insecta; Diptera; Calliphoridae.